AAAAGUUAUGUUUCAUUCAAACCGUAUAUUCAGUCAAUCCCUGCAAAAUGCUUACAAUAAUAAUCGCAUUGAAGAAAUGCUAUCAAAAAUCUAUCUAAAAUCGGCGAUAACUCAGCCGGAAUUGGCUACCGGUGCCGGCAAUUGUCUAACCUAUGGGCUAUGUUCGGUACAGGGCUGGCGCCGCUAUCAAGAGGACGCCCAUGUGGCCGCCCUGGACUUUGACGAUCAAUGGUCACUGUUUGCCGUAUUUGACGGUCACAAUGGUCCCGAAGUGGCUCUACUGGCCCGACAACGGUUGCCCCAAAUGCUUAGAGACAACAAAUGUUUUAUCGCCGGCGAAAUCGAUCGGUCACUCGAACAGGUAUUCAUGGCCUUCGAUGCCCUACUGUUGACCCGUACCGCCCAUAACCAGCUGUUUGAACUGAGACGGUCGGCGCUGGGCAACGAAAAUAUGUCGCCCAACGACAAACCGGGCGUAAGUAGCGGCUGUACAGCACUGGUAGUGCUGAUCAAUCGGGAAACCGAUACCGUAUACGUGGCCAACAUUGGCGAUUCCAGAUGUGUACUGUCGCGUAGCGGUAAAGUUACGCCAAUGUCGACCGAUCAUAAACCCGAGGAUCGACCGGAACGCAAGCGUAUAGAGCGGGCCGGCGGACACAUUAUCGACGGCCGUAUCAAUGGCGGUCUCAACCUAUCCCGUGCUUUCGGCGAUCAUCAAUACAAACGUAAUCGCCUGCUGCUGGCCGAAGAACAAAUGGUCACAUCGUGGCCAGAGAUCAAAGUCAAACAAUUCAAACCAAAAUCGGGCGACUUUCUGGUCAUUGCCUGCGACGGUAUCUGGAAUACACUAUCGACCAAUAAGGUGGCCAAAUUUGUCGACAAACGUCUGAAAUCGGGUCGCCACCAAUUAACCGAUAUAUGCCAACAAUUAACCUACCGAUGUAUGUCACCAGUGCUACCGAUUCACGGUAUUGGCGGCGAUAAUAUGACCUGUAUUAUUGUCAGAUUUGAUGGACAGCCAUCAUCAUCACCGUCACCAUCAGUAUCGUUAUCAUUGUCAUCAAUGGACAGGUAGAUGUAGUCUCAGUAGUAGAUUGGAGGUGUGGCAGUUAGUUUUUUUUAUGGCUACCCAUAACUGAUACCCAACUGUAUAUUUGUAACCUAACUGUACUGUAUAUUUAUUUUUUAUAGCUAACACACAAAACUCGUAAAAAAAACUAAUUU
Oppia nitens is the source of this 1224-nucleotide messenger RNA. Its product is annotated as probable protein phosphatase CG10417. The transcript has a single exon. The record is from RefSeq and is a predicted model, not a curated record. Gene Ontology annotation, molecular function: protein serine/threonine phosphatase activity. Gene Ontology annotation, biological process: protein dephosphorylation. Lineage: Eukaryota; Metazoa; Arthropoda; Arachnida; Sarcoptiformes; Oppiidae. The coding region runs from base 8 to 1075 and encodes 355 amino acids.